AUGCAUCAAUUCUACAAGGGCGAGUUCUUCAAUUUUGAAGUUAUUCGCAUCCUUGGUACAACCCGCACUGGAGGCGCCGACGUCGCAGAGGUUCUCGACGCUGUGGGCCAAAUCAAGGAAAAUGACCCGGUGACCUGGCACAAGGCGUGGUCUAUGCAAGCCGAAAAGGUCGAGCAGCUUGCAGACGAAGCUCUAAGCAAUGGCCAUCGCAAUUCCGCGCGCAUGGCCUACCUCCGAGCCGCCAACUAUCAACGUGCCAGCGCCUACAUGAUGUGCUCGGCCGUCCCCACAAAAUCAGACCCUCGUGUCGUUCCCAUCCUGCGCAAGACUGUCGAGCUUUUCCGCAAAGCCAUUCCGCUCGCGAACAAUCCCAUCCACAUCUUGGAGAUUCCCUACGAGAAGGGAGUCAAGUUCCCCGCAUAUCUCUACCUUCCCCAAGCCUCAUGCCGGAUUGCAGGCAAGAUUCCCCUCGUGGUUAACCCGGUUGGUGCCGAUGGAAUGCAAGAGGAGGUCUACCACAUGUACCCCGCUGAGGGUCCUGAAUUGGGAUACGCCGUUUUAACCUUCGAAGGUCCCGGCCAGGGUCUUACUCUCCAUGAGCACAAUAUCCCGAUGCGACCUGACUACGAGGUUGUCGACAAGAUCGUGUUGGAUUACGUCCAGAAAUAUGCAGAGCAGAAGAAUCUCGAGCUUGACUUCGACCGCGUCGCCAUUGCCGGGACCUCGCUUAGUGGCUACUUCGCUCUGCGCGCCGCAGUGGACCCACGAUACAAGGCCUGCGUCGCCGUCGAUCCUCUCUUCGACUUCUGGGACUUUGCGACCAAGCAGGUAUCGGCGACCUUCCUCAACACAUGGCUCAAGGGCUGGAUUCCUGAUAGCUUUGUGGACAACAUGAUCUGGUUCGGAAACAAGUUCGAUUUCCAGAUGCGCUGGAACAUUGCCAUGUCCGCGCGAUUCUUCGGAGUAUCCACCCCGACCCAGAUUCUCAGGUCGAUGAAGCUGUACACUUUGCGCCAGGGGAAGGGCACCUACCUCGACAAGGUGACGUGCCCAGUCUUCGUCACGGGCGCUGGAAAGUCUCUGUGGCUCGAAGUGGACGACCAUACCUCCAUGGUCUUCAACGCACUGACGAACCAGAAAGAGUCGGACAAGGAGCUCUGGGUGGCCACCAAGCCGGGCGAAGGUGGUCUUCAAGCCAAGAUGGGUGCUAUCGCUCUGUGCAACCAGAAGGUAUUCCAGUGGCUUGACAAGCGCUUUGAUAUCAAGCGUGAGAAACUGUAG
Penicillium expansum is the source of this 1281-nucleotide messenger RNA. RefSeq names its product alpha/beta hydrolase family protein. Lineage: Eukaryota; Fungi; Ascomycota; Eurotiomycetes; Eurotiales; Aspergillaceae. The record is from RefSeq and is a predicted model, not a curated record. The coding region runs from base 1 to 1281 and encodes 426 amino acids. The transcript has a single exon.